Molecule: messenger RNA, 591 nt
Organism: Poecilia latipinna (sailfin molly)
Lineage: Eukaryota; Metazoa; Chordata; Actinopteri; Cyprinodontiformes; Poeciliidae
Product: ATP-binding cassette sub-family C member 11-like
Exons: 5
Source: RefSeq, a predicted model, not a curated record
CAUAAAAAGUGAGCCAGAGGGACAUUCUCCCGGUUCCUCAGAGUCCGAGUUAACAAGCUGCCGAAGCUCCGCUCCGUCCACUCUGAGGACACAAUGAAAGAUUAUUCCACAGAGCAGAGCAGGAAUCGACGGACAUCUUUUGAAACAGAUGAUGGUGUCCGAUGGAGAACUGGAUCUGAAUUUGCCAGCCCAGAUCACACCGAUGUUCCUAGCAGCAGGGUGUCCCACCCCUCCCUGUUUGGGAAAUACCAGCCCAGCCUGCAGACUCUCAAGCCCUUCCGCUGGUCUUCCCCACAAUCCCACCCUGUGGACAAUGCAGGCUUCUUGUCAUUUACCACCUUUGCCUGGAUGACUCCCAUGAUGUGGGCCAUAUUCAGGAACAGGCUGGACUUGUCCUCUCUUAGCCUCUCCCCAUUUGACGUAGCUGACACCAGCGGAGAGAGGUUGCAGAGAUUCUGGGAGGAGGAGAUGGUGAAGAAAGGCCUGGAGAAGGCGUCCCUGGUCAAAGCUGUUCUCCGCUUUCAGAGAACGAGGCUCAUUCUGUCCAUCAUCAUCGGCACCUUCGCCAUGGGAGCAGCUUUUGUUGGUCCA